Arabidopsis thaliana (thale cress) is the source of this 543-nucleotide messenger RNA. RefSeq lists its product as uncharacterized. The transcript is spliced from 3 exons. The record is from RefSeq and is marked reviewed. Lineage: Eukaryota; Viridiplantae; Streptophyta; Magnoliopsida; Brassicales; Brassicaceae. Bases 1 to 543 code for a protein of 180 amino acids.
AUGAAGAUACUUGAUAACUAUUUAAUUUUCCAUUUUUUAAAUCAAAUGCAACCGCCCGCAGCCGCAAAUGCUUGCGGGAAGGAGCUUUUGAAAUCAAGCGAUCUCGAACGGUUCAAAGCGGCAUGGAGCGGUUUUUAUGAUUGGUACCAACGGCUAACAAGCGCUAAUAACCGCAAUCGACCACUAACAACCGCUAAGCGGGUUUUAGCGGGAAAACCAAUCAAGCUCUUAACGCAAAUUCAAGUAUUUAAGUGCAGUCCAAUUAAUGCAAAUUCAAGACAACGACGAAGCGGCAGAUCCAACAAAGCAAGCCAUGAGAGAAAUCGCACCCGAAACAAAAACAGUAAACAUGAAGAAGCAAACGGCAAAAAAGCCGAUAAGAAGCCGACCAUCGCCGCUUUGAAAGCCAUCGAUGACGGACGAGAGCUGGCUAACACCACUAAAAGAGUGAGGAGCUGCCAGACGAUAAGCCCGCAUACUCGGGAUAUGGAAACCGGAAAAACCUUCGGACGACAAGAGAAUUCAUCAACUUUCUCUCUCUAA